AUGGUGCCUCGUAAGCUUAAUAAUCACGCUCAUCAUGGGCACAAGUAUAAGAAAAAGACACUUGGUGAUAUACAAUUUUCUUUAAAAUUUGAUCCAGCAACUUCCAAAUUAUAUCUUACAAUUAUUGAAGCAAAAAAUUUAAAAAAAAUGGAUCUUAUAGGUUUAUCUGAUCCAUACGUCAAAAUAUCAUUGGUCCUAGGUGGUCUAAGAUUGAAAAAAGUGAAAACAACAAUUAAAAGGUCAACAUUGGAUCCAUAUUACGAUGAAUCAUUUAUAUUCAACAUACCACGCUCACAAAUUAUGAAUGUGAAAUUAGUAAUCGCAGUGAUUGAUCAUGAUUUUAUUGGAAGCUCAGAUAUAAUAGGUAAAAUUGUUUUGGGAUGUAAAGAGAGUGGAACAGGACUUGAACAUUGGAAUAAUAUGUUAGCAGCAAAACCAAAAACAAAACCAGUAGCACAAUGGCAUACACUCAAACAUAUGAAUGAUAACAGUUAA
Molecule: messenger RNA, 495 nt
Organism: Didymodactylos carnosus
Lineage: Eukaryota; Metazoa; Rotifera; Eurotatoria; Philodinida; Philodinidae
Source: the annotation of a GenBank genome assembly